Molecule: messenger RNA, 1019 nt
Organism: Thecamonas trahens ATCC 50062
Lineage: Eukaryota; Apusomonadida; Apusomonadidae
Product: salivary protein
Exons: 2
Coding region: 18-938 (306 amino acids)
Cellular component (GO): lysosome
Molecular function (GO): thiolester hydrolase activity; palmitoyl hydrolase activity
Source: RefSeq, a predicted model, not a curated record
CACACACGUCACCCACCAUGCGCCUCCCUCUUCUCCUUGGGCUUGCACUCGUCGUGGCGUGCGGCCUGGCCACCGCGUCUGUGCAUGCUGGCCAGACUCCGCGGCCCAUUGUCAUGUGGCACGGCAUGGGCGACAACUGCUGCUCCAAGCACUCGAUGGACAUGAUCGCCGGCAUCAUCAAGGACCACAUCCCAGGAGUCUACAUCUACUCGGUCAUGAUCGGAUCAUCGCCGGCCGAGGACACGGCUGCGGGCUUCUUUGGCAACAUGAACUCGCAGGUGGCAACCGUGUGCGACCACAUCGCCAACGAUCCCCAGCUCGCCAACGGAUUCAACCUCCUCGGCUUCUCUCAGGGCGGCCAGUUGCUGCGUGGGGUUGUCGAGCGGUGUGCCCACAAGCUCCCGCCCAUGCAUAACCUCAUCACCUACGGCGGUCAGCACCAGGGCGUGUCCGAGAUUCCCAACUGCGAACCGACGUCGGAGCUGUGCCAGAACGCCGCUAAGCUUGCCGGCAUGGGAGUCUACCUCCCGUGGAUCCGCGAUCACAUUGUGCAGGCACAGUACUUUCUCGAUCCGUUUGACUACGACGCCUACCUCAAGUACAACCAGUACAUGGCCGACAUCAACAACCAACGCGCCGAGAAGAACCCGCUGUACAAAGCAAACUUGCUGACGCUCAACAAGCUCAUCCUCGUCCGCUUCAACAACGACACCAUUGUCAUCCCGCGCGCAUCGGAGCACUUUGGCCGCUAUGCCCUCGGCACCAUGGACCGCAUCGUGCCCAUGACCGAGACUCCGCUGUACCAGGAGGACUGGAUCGGCUUGCAGGAGCUCAACAACUCGUCGCGCCUUCUCCUCCUCGACACUCCCGGCGAGCACAUGCAGAUCGACAUCGAUGACUUUGUCAACAACGUUGUCAAGCCAUAUCUCGACAACUAGUCCUUCUACUGACCUCCCACCUCCUGCCUCGCCGUGCUUUGCCCAGCCCGUGCGUGUGUAACACACAGUGCUUUUUCGCCC